Messenger RNA from Fraxinus pennsylvanica, 1779 nucleotides. NCBI's taxonomy places the organism in Eukaryota, Viridiplantae, Streptophyta, Magnoliopsida, Lamiales, Oleaceae. The record is from the annotation of a GenBank genome assembly.
AUGGCCGCAACUAUGCAUUCAAGGAUCAAUCGGAGAAAGCUAGACAAGCUCAACAUUAUUAGAAUCUGUGAAGAGAUUCUAAAUCCUAAGGUUCCAAUGGCUCUGAGACUUUCUGGGAUUCUCAUGGGCGGAGUUGUAAUUGUUUAUGAAAGAAAAGUGAAACUCCUCUAUGAUGACGUAACCCGCCUACUGGUGGAAAUAAAUGAAGCAUGGAAGAUUAAAGCAGGUCCAUCAGAUCCAACUAUACUUCCCAAGGGCAAAUCUCAAGCCAAGUAUAAUGCUGUUACAUUGCCUGAGAAUCGCGAGGAAGACCUUGGGGAGAUUGAACGGUCAAUGCAAUAUUCAGAUGGAACAACUAUGAUGGGUUUUCAGCAGAGCUAUAUUGCCAUGAGACUGGACAAUGUAGAUGAACCCUACUUGAAUCAAAAUCCACAUGAAGAUCCGAACCCGAAUCACCACCAAGUUGAUGCAGCUGAUAUUACCUUAGUUGAUAGUUUAUAUUCACACCAGGCUGAUACGAGUACAUUCAAUCACUUUGAAAGGUUUGAUAUUGAAGAUGAUGAGUCACAGUUGAAUUUCUCCCAACCACAACAUACUCAGAUCCCUAGCAGUGUUAUACCAUCACCGCCUCCUCAAGAGGAGCCAAGGAAACCUGAUGAAAUCUUUGAACAACAUCCUGAGGAGAGAGUCAAUCAGAAAUCUGGGGAGAGAAAGGAAGCUAAUCAGCCCGAUCAAAUGAGGCAGAUGCCGGCUCGUAGGAGAGCAAGAAGGCCUGCAGCUAUAGCCAUGGACUACGAUCACAUGAUUAUACCUUGUCACACAUAUCAAUCUUGGCUUCGGAAUUCUUUUGAUAUUGUGUCAAAAAGGGGAAGAAAGCGAAAGAACUUGAAUGUCAUGUCUAAAAUGAAGAUAGCCAGGCUCAUGGAGCUACCUCCUGUUGUUCUAAUGGAGAGGUUAUUUACAGACAAUAGAGAAGUUCAUUAUCCAGCCCCUCUUUUGGAGCUGUGGAUGAGAAGUACCCAACCUCCACAUGAUUCACCCUCUGGUAGAACUUCCAUGCCCCAGCCACCUGAAGCAUCAUCAUCAACUCCAUCAGAAAGAAUGCAUUUUGCAGUGUCACCAGGACAUCCUUUUGAAGAUAUUCACAGUGGAAUUGGCUCCCAAUCAAUGCCAACUUCGAUUGAGAAGCUAGUGUCUCCAGAAAAAGUCCAUAAUAACGUGAUGCUACCUGAAUCCAAUGGACUGAGUGCAUCUAAGGCCAAUUUAAUGGCCACCCCUGGAAUCUCUGGCAAUGGAGCAAAAUCAAUCCCCAGCUCAGGUUUUGGAUAUGAUUUUGUAACACACAAUUUAGAAGUCAAUUCUGGCAGGUCCAGCAAGAAAAGACCCUACUCUUCGUCUAAGCGCAGUGGAAACAGCCUUGACACUGUUGAAGAGGAGUGGCACCAUUCUGACCUGAGCUUAAAGUUAGCUGGACGACCGGGGAAUGGUUUCACAUCUGAUAAUGAGGAGUUGGUGGAAACUGGACCAACACAAACUCAAAUUAUCGAUCAAGCACUUGACAAGAUAACUGAUUCAAUGAGAAAGCACUUGAAGACUCAUUUUGACACACCAGGAUCUGCCAAAGUAGAAUCAUUGAACCAGUUAGCUUUAGGGAUGAAUAAAAAGAGCGCAGCGUGUCUUUUCUACCAAACUUGUGUUCUUGCUACAAGAGACGUCAUAAAAGUCGAACAAAAGGAACCCUAUGGAGAAAUUCUCAUUUCCAGAGGUGCAAAGAUGUGA